This is a messenger RNA of Prorocentrum cordatum, 1381 nucleotides long. The record is from the annotation of a GenBank genome assembly. NCBI's taxonomy places the organism in Eukaryota, Dinophyceae, Prorocentrales, Prorocentraceae.
GCUCAAGACCCCUCGGCGCAAACCGCGCAGGCGGCGCCUCUCGGCAGGCGCGCCCGUGGAUCUGCAGCGGUGGCCGCACCGCCCACCGCGGGUGGCCGGGCUGCGCCACGGGCCGAUCUCCGCGCGGCGUCGCGGGGGGAACAUGGACGACAGCGCACCGCCGCAUGCGGCAGUGCGUGCGUGGUCGAGCACGGCAGGUUCGCAAAUUCAGGAGGUGCUGUUCGAGCUGAACAACAAGGUGGCUGAAGAGGCAGCGGAGCAGCAGGCGAUUACCGAGAGGAUGAUCGACGACAGGUUCGCCGCGAUGAGACAAGAGAUGUGGGAGAGGCUGGACGAGGUCAUCAAUCAGAUGGAUGUCCAGCGCAGGGACUUCGAGGAGCAGCUAGCGGCGCUGACCCAGGCCACUGAGGGCCAGGUUGCGGACGCCCCCGAGGACAAAGUGCAAGGCAGCGCCCAAGGAGGCAACAGCCCAGCUGGUGGCCUGGACGUCGAGGCCGAGUCCGAGUACCGCAGCGAGGCCUUCAGGCUGCUCCUGGAGCACGUGGACAGGCAGCUCAAGAAUGAGAAGGCGGACCUCCGGAAGACGACCGCCACGGCGGCGCGGGCGCUGCAGCAGGACCGCAACCGCAGGGAGGCAAUGGAGAAGAGGCUGGAGCAGAUGCUCGGGUCCUGCAUGGUGGAGUCGGCGGCCAUGCGGGCGGAGAUGGACGCGCUGCGCCAGGACGUCGCCGGCCAGACUCCGCCUGCGGAGCCAGCCCCGCAGCCGGCCCCAGUGCUCGACGGGGCACUGGCGGAGCUGCGGGCGCGGUUGGAGGAGGUGGAGAGGAGCCACCACGGCGGCCACCACCACCAUCACCAUCACCACCGCAGAUCAACAAGCAACGUCUCCGACUCCAACAUCAGCGGGACGACACCGUACCAGAUGGAGACUUUAGACAAGUCGGUCGAGCAGCUCAAGCAAUCGCCGCGGCUCUCUGGCCCACAGAUGGACAUGGAUGACAACGACAGGAGGAUUCCGGAGGUGGCCUCGGAGACCUUCGAGGCCGAGGGCGGCGAUUGGGACGAGAAUCACGAGCAGUCGCAAUGGACUGGAACGGGUCUGGACGAGAACGGACAGCUAAAAGAAAGGACGUCGAUGCGUCGCGAGUAUGUGUCAGCAGUGAUGCUCGAUUGCGGCGACAUGUACGAGUUGAACGAGUCAGUUUGGGACGUCAUGAUGUUCGCGGGUCACCCAGCAAUCGGCAGUCUGAAUACAUCUGUAUUGUGGGGAAUCUAUUUCCUAAAUUUGGCAUUGCAAUGCAUGUUCAUAUUCUUGGUUCAACACCUUUUGAUGGAGGAGGUGAUCUCUCCACAAAAUCUCGACGGCCUCCUGAAGUUUAGA